AUGCGAAAGGCCCUGAGCCACAUCAAGCAUGUGUUCAUGUACGGAAAGCUUAUGCGGGCCACAAAUGCAACACCAAUUCUUGUUCUUGUUCUUGUCAGUGUCCCAGGGCAUGACGCGGUACUGACGCUACCGCCGUUGCACGGCAUCAUACCCGACGAGCUGCUAGCCGCCCUACCAUCGGCGCCUCGCCCCCCUCCAUCCCGGCCUGGGCUCGCUCGCCUGGCCUCGCCUACACCAGCCGAGGCGAGCCAGACGCGCCAGGACGGCCGCCUCUUUCUCAACAAAUCCGCUGUCACAUGGGGGGCAUGGGGCCCCUGUUUCAUCUCUUCUUGUCCCUUGCGGCUCGGGAACGCCAGAACACCCUGA
Diaporthe amygdali is the source of this 366-nucleotide messenger RNA. RefSeq lists its product as uncharacterized. The coding region runs from base 1 to 366 and encodes 121 amino acids. NCBI's taxonomy places the organism in Eukaryota, Fungi, Ascomycota, Sordariomycetes, Diaporthales, Diaporthaceae. The transcript has a single exon. The record is from RefSeq and is a predicted model, not a curated record.